Molecule: messenger RNA, 1380 nt
Organism: Mixia osmundae IAM 14324
Lineage: Eukaryota; Fungi; Basidiomycota; Mixiomycetes; Mixiales; Mixiaceae
Exons: 2
Coding region: 1-1380 (459 amino acids)
Molecular function (GO): hydrolase activity
Source: RefSeq, a predicted model, not a curated record
AUGCUGAGCUGUACCUCUGCGACGGGCAGGGAUCUCAACGAUGCCUAUCUUGCCCGUCCCUUCUCGCCAUGGCAUCUUCAGAUCUCAGCUCUCGACAGACAGUGGGUUGGCGCAAGAGGCAUCAGAGCGACAAUGAUCAGAGGCUACCGCAUCUCGUGGACACUCAUCACUCUCCCGAUGUGGCUCCUUCUUUGGCUCGUCGACUCGGUUGUGCCACUGCACAAAAUCCUGCCUGCCACAGUCUUGCCUCGUGAUCCGACUUGGAGCGCUCGCCAGCGCUUCACGGGUCCUUUGCUCACCCGGUUCAUCUGGUCGAUGACAUGGGGCUUCCAAGAUCCUUGCGCUCAAGACAAGGCUGCUCUGACUGUCAGUAAGCUACAUCACUGGCUGUUCUCAAACGGAUGCUCAGCAAGCUCCCGUCAUCUCCCGCCGGACGCGCAUACGACGGCUGCCUGGAUCAGGUACAAUGCAAGAGACCCUUAUGGCGUCAUCGUGCCCAAGACAGUCCGCGCUUACUGGUUUCUUCCGCCUCAAAUUAGUCAGCAAGGCUCAUCGCUCGACCGAGAUCCGUCCUUGCAUGCUAACGAACGCGCUAUCCUGUAUCUGCACGGCGGCGGUCAUAUCAAUGGCAGCGCUACCGAAGGCGAUCGAUGUUACGCACUUGCAAACGCAACGGGUCUGCCCGUGUUCGGAGUCACACUUCGCAAAGCUACAAAUACUUCCCGAGCUUUUCCGGCCUCACUGCAAGACGCAACCCUGGCCUAUGCCCAUCUUUGCCGACUCGACAAGAAGAUCACGAUUGCAGGCGAUUCGGCUGGCGGUGGCCUCUGUAUGGCGCUCUUGCUGCAUCUCGCGGAUCUUUCCUCGGAUAAGGAAGCCUGCUUCAACUUCCGCAUGCCGACGCAUGUCAUAUUGCACUCUCCUUGGGUUGAUUUAACGAUGUCGCAAGAUACCUACUACACAAACGCGGCUUAUGACAUUCUCAAUACGACCAUGUGUGCAGAGGCUUCACAUGCGUACACUGCCAAUGUCCGACGUGGGCGACCGCUCAACGCUACAGGCCUGCAAUUCGACAGUGUGUACGACCAAGGCCCCCGUCAUCCUAUGCUUUCACCAGGCUUGCCUGCGUCUCUUCCAGCUUUGACUCGAUUGGCCAGCGUGCCCAAUGAACAGACGCCAAAAUUCUACAUCAAUUACGGCAGCAAAGAGCUGUUCCGCGGUGAAUUGGACGACUUUGUGACGCUCCUUCAGGCCAUUCCAGACAGCUUUGUCCGAGUCCUGAGAUGCGACGGACAAGUUCAUUGCUGGCAUCUUUUAGGCGCCUUCCUCGGUCACGAUCAUGCCGUGCUCGACGAGGCUAAAGAGUUUCUGGACCUGUGA